GGCCCGGCCCCCUCUUACACAACACUCCCCAAGGUUCCUCUGAGGGGUUUCUAGCUGGCAGGAUACUGACUCUAGUGCUGCUCUGUGACUGCAUGCUUUCUGGAGUCAUGGCUGCACAGCUGGUUGUCGCUCUCCUGGCUCUCACCUCCCUGUGCGCUGCUGCGCCUCACCUGGACUGUAAAGAGCUGGUGAAGCCUCUGGUACUGGACAACCACAGCCCUAUUUAUGGAAAGUGGGUGCUCCAUGUGGCAUCAUGGGAUGAGCCUGGUUUGAAGCAUGACCUGGUGGCAGUAAACUCAUCAUGGGUGGAACUGUCCUCUUCAUCAGACAGCAGCCUCAUCACCAUCUACUGGGCCGACCGCCUGGGAGACAAAUGCCUUCAGGGUCUAGCCAAUGCCUCGGUCUCUGGAAUGACGAGUCACACCACGUUUGCUAUCAACGGUCACACUUCAUAUCAUGAUGGGAAGUACUAUGAGACCUGCGCUGACUGCCUCCUUUCUGAAGACACCACCCUCCUCCCUGACGGCAAGUCAAAGGGAAGAUACCUUUUCCUUUUCACAAAGACCGGCAAUCUGGAGCAAUCUGAGCUGGACACCUUUAAGAAGCAGGCAGAGUGUCUCAACUUCCUCCCAGAGUACUUCUUUGGAACCACAGAUCUGUGUCCAGAUGCCAGGAAAGCUGCUGCUGCUGAUGAUGAAGAGACCACUGAAGCUGAAGUCCAGCCUCCUGAAAACUAAAGCUGCAUUAAAAGCCAAACACGUUCAGCUAGACCAGCUCUAAAUAGUGUUUUGAUCUGAAUUAUUGAUUUAACAUUGUGUUCUGCAUUAACUUUCCAUCUGUCGUCAGCAAGUUGGAGCAAUGACGAGUUCAUAUCCUGAUGGUUUUUAAGUCAUGUUAGAUAUGUGGUUAGAUAUGAGCAGAAGUCUUAUUGUUGUGUAAUUCCGCCUGCAUGAGUGCUUGAACUUUUGUUGUUAGUUUAGGACAUGUGAGACUUAAGAACUUCUUGGAAUAUUUUGGUAAUGUAAUGGUUGAAAAAUCCAGUGUAAUCAGCAUCUGUAAAUAGUUGUCUGUUUUUAACUGCCUGCCUGAGAUAAAUAAACAGCCUUCAUUCCCCCUGUG
This is a messenger RNA of Labrus bergylta (ballan wrasse), 1119 nucleotides long. RefSeq names its product saxitoxin and tetrodotoxin-binding protein 2. Lineage: Eukaryota; Metazoa; Chordata; Actinopteri; Labriformes; Labridae. The record is from RefSeq and is a predicted model, not a curated record.